This is a messenger RNA of Drosophila elegans, 2803 nucleotides long. RefSeq lists its product as uncharacterized. The transcript is spliced from 3 exons. NCBI's taxonomy places the organism in Eukaryota, Metazoa, Arthropoda, Insecta, Diptera, Drosophilidae. The record is from RefSeq and is a predicted model, not a curated record. Bases 641 to 2578 code for a protein of 645 amino acids.
UCCUCAUCCUCUCCCGCUGUCUUUCUCCCCCCCUCCCUCUGCCACUGCUCACCUGUCCGUGUGAGCGGUGUCGGCCUGAGUGGGUGAGAGCGGAAGAGCGGGAGAGCGGAAAAAAUAGAGAGUCCGUGUCCGUUCACUUGUUAACUGGUUGGAAUGGUUGGAAUGGUUGGAAUGGUUGGGCGAUUGCGAAUGGCCAUAGCUGCCGGCGGUCAGAACCGAACCGAACCGCAGUUAUAGUAUCCGAGUAUCCGAAGUUCGAGAGAGAUACCGAUGCCGAUAUCAGUCGUAUUUUGUCACUCGAUCGGUCACCGCGUCGUCCACUUGUCGUCCGCUCGCUGUUCCGUUGGGAGAUCAUCGACAGAUCGAGAGAUCGGUUCGAAGUCGCCAUCGAAAUCCACUGGAUCUGGUGCGGAUGAGGACCAGGAAGAGAGGCGGAGGAAGGAGCCGCAGGGCGUUUGCCAAUUACCGAUUGUCCGGCGCUUUCUUCGCUCGCCUUCGGCGGCCAUGUAAAGGUCACAGGUCAAGAACGGAAAUUAAAGCUACCAAAAAAGAACACGGAGGACGAUAAGUACUGUUUUCGCUCAAGGUCCUUGGCAGCCAGUCCAGAAUGUGAUCGGAGUGAGGGGCCAAACCGCCGGAAAUGCUGAAGCACGCCUCGACGACGAGCAGUGCCGCUGCGACCGCCACCGGUGCCGUGGCGAUAAACCCGCUGUCCACUUUGCUGGGCGGCCAGCUGCUGCGCACCGCCGCCGCCGCCGCCAACAGCAGCAGCGGCCACAUCAAUUGCAAUGGCAACAGCAACAGCAACUGCAACAGCAAUUGCAACGGCAACAGCAACACGAAUAGCAACAGCAAUAGCAAUAGCAAUAGCAGCAGCAACAACCACACUGGAAGCAGUGGCAGUGGCCACAACACACCCCCAGUUGUGGAAACGGAAGUGGGAAUCGCUACCACUGCCACCACCACUGGCAGCAACAGCAACAGCAACACCACCAUCACCAACACCAACACCAACGGUAGCUCACCGACACCAGCAGCAGCAGCAGCAGCAGCAGCAGCAGCGGCAGCAACAGCAGCUGCCGUGGCCAGCACCGCGCGCAACAUCCACCUGCGACCGCCGCAGCCGUUGAACAUAUCCGCCCUGAAUGCCUCCGCUUCGAGCACGCUGCUCAACGAGAACGGCGGUCGCGUGGGCAAUUCCUCCACGCUGCUGAACAUUAUCCCGCCCAGUACGCCGCUUAAGCCGCUGCCACCGCUUACACCGCUUACACCGCUUACACCGCUGACCCCAAUCACCCAGCUGACCCCCAACGGACACUUUCUGGGCAAUGGGAGCGUGCACCACCACACCUAUACGAAUCAGCACAUCCUGGCCAGCAAUGGUGGCCACCAGCAGCAGCAUCAGCAGCAGCAGCAACAGCACCAACAGCAGCAACAUCUGCCACAGCAACAGCAGCAACAUCAUGGGCAAACGCAACAACCAGGACAGACGCAGACGCACAACCUCAGCCAGGUGCCGCUCAACAACUACAGGAACUACGGCCACCUGACCGCCAAUCCUGUGCGCCACAAGCUGCCCAAGUCGGGACCCUCGCCCCGCGAGGCACUCACCAGCCUGGGACUCCUCUGCCUGAUUUCGCUGCUUCUGGCGCUGCUGUCGCUCAUCUUCCUGCUGAGAAUCUCGCCCAAUGGACGCGAGGACGCCAUGGGUCGGGGCGCCAGCGGCGAGGACUUCAUCGUGGUGUACGACGUCACUUUGGCUCUGGGGGCACUCUCCCUGUCGCUGAACCUGUGCUGCCUGCUGGUCUGCGCCAUCCAGUUCCUGUUCGCCGUGAAGCUGCGCGAGCCGGCCUUCGAGGGCAGGGAGAACCAGUACCUGGCCAAGUCCAGUGCCAGCCGCACCUGCGCCGUCAGCGGCUUCUUCAUCUCCAUACCGGUCUUCCUCACCGGCCUCAUUCUGUACACCUUCAGCCACUUCCACUCGACGCCGGCGAUCGUCACCAGCCUGCUGAUUGGCGUUGGCAUCGUCUUCUGCGGCGGCGCCAUGGUGCACAACGUCUUUGUGUGGCAGCGCGAGAAGACCAUCAGCUAUAGGGGUGCUCCGCCGGGACUGUCGCACAAUUUGUCGGUGAUAUCGGGUGCCCAACUGCCGGUGCCGCUGCAGCUGCCCGUGGCAAUGCCCCUGCCCCUGGCCAUGGCGCCAGGUCCUCCGUUCCACGGAUACCAGGGCCACCAGGUGGUGCCCAACUUGGUGCCGCCCUCCGUGACGGCAGUGUCGCCCAAUCACUCGCACGGCAGCUUCAAUCCGCUGCUCAGCAGCAAUCUGCUCAACGGCGGUGCAGGCGGAGGUUGUUGCGGUGGUGGAGGAGGCGGAGGAGGAGGAGGAGGAGGAGGAGCUAUGGGGGCCAUUAACUCGUCGUUCCUGGUGCGUCCUGCCACGGCCACGCCGCCCACGCCCACGCCCAGGAUCCUGACGGCUGGACGAGAGGCCAGCGGAUCAGUGAGUCCCGGCAUUCCGCCCACGCUGGACAUGAGCAACAUGUCCGUCCUGCUGCACGAGCUCUCCACGCUCGUCUAGACCCGGAGUCCCAGUCCAAAUCCAAACCCCUAAUCUGAAGUAGACUUAGCACAUAGACUUACAAAUGGACGAUAUCCACCGCCCACAUCCACAUCUUGCCGAAUCGUAGAUUUAAGAAACGCCUCUUGUAAAUAUCUGUACAUAUGCAUUCGAGCUAUCGAACAAAUAGCAUCAACAGUGAUGCUACUUACUUACAGAAGUAAAAGUAACACACACAACUGCAAA